This is a messenger RNA of Coffea arabica (coffee), 1684 nucleotides long. RefSeq lists its product as uncharacterized. Lineage: Eukaryota; Viridiplantae; Streptophyta; Magnoliopsida; Gentianales; Rubiaceae. The record is from RefSeq and is a predicted model, not a curated record.
CGUGCUGCUGAAGUCUACGUGGCUGAAAAUAAAUCCAUAGAUUGGCUGACAAAGCAUUUUCAGCAACGCCCUUUUCUUUCUUAGGCAUCCCAAAUCAUGGGAAAUUGCAGACCACUUUUCUAUCUUCAAGUUCUUGUCUUACCAUGUUUCUCCUCAAGACAUGGAGAGCAACAGCUUUUGGCUUAUUUGGGUACAUGAAUUUCACAAAAUCUGGUUUCAUAGAACAUUCAAAGAAAUUUAAUCCAGAGGAUAUGCAAACAAAAAUUGAAGGCAAGAACUGUGUUGUCACUGGUGCAAAUUCUGGCAUUGGCUAUGCUACUGCUGAGGGUCUUGCAUCACGUGGGGCUAAUGUGUAUAUGGUAUGCCGGAACAAGGAGAGGGGUGAAGCUGCCCUUUCAAAAAUUCAGGAGGCAACUGGCAGUAAAAAUGUUUAUUUGGAGGUCUGUGAUAUUUCUUCCAUCAUCGAAAUCAAGUCAUUUACUUCCAGAUUUUCUUCAAAGGAUGUCCCUGUCCAUGUUCUGGUUAAUAAUGCUGGUUUAAUUGAAAAUCGGCGUGAAACAACUCCAGAAGGAUAUGAGCUCAAUUUUGCUGUUAAUGUACUUGGCACAUACACUCUGACAGAGUUGAUGCUGCCCUUGCUGGAGAAAGCUGCACCUGAUGCUCGUGUUAUUACAGUAUCCUCAGGUGGAAUGUACACAGCCCCUUUGAUGAAAGAUCUACAGUUUAGCAAUAACAAUUUUAAUGGUGUGGAACAAUAUGCACGGAACAAGAGAGUUCAGGUUGCACUGACAGAAAAAUGGGCUGAAAUUUACAAGGACAAAGGUAUUGCUUUCUAUUCAAUGCACCCUGGGUGGGCAGAGACUCCUGGAGUUGCCAGCAGUUUGCCUGGUUUCUCAAAAUCCCCAUGUUUUCAGGAUGUCUGGAAAACUUAGAACGAGCCAGGAAGGUGCAGAUACAGUGGUGUGGUUAGCUUUGCAGCCAAAAGAAAAACUACUACCAGGAGCAUUAUACUUCGACAGAGCUGAAGCUCCUAAACACCUGUUGUUUGCAGCUACAAAGGGUUCUCAUUCUGCUAUAGACUCCAUCAUUGAAAAUCUUCGCUCUAUGUCUGGUCUAUCCUCUUGAAUCCUGCUUCAUUUUCGCCAAAGAAUUUAUAUUUUGAUCCUUGUGGUGGACCAAACUUAAAUUAUUGUCCUUCCAACUCCUACUUCGUUAGGUUAUCUUUUUUUUUUUUUUUUUUUUUUCCGGACACGAUAAACCUAUACUUAUGCUAUAUUAGGGGGAGGGGAGGAUCUGAAGAAAUUCGAGGAGAAUCCGGACGGGUGCAUUUUAUCUCUUGAUCAAGUAGAGCUUUAAACCCCUCUUGGUGGCUAACUACUCCACGAGUAGUCGGUGUACUUCAUUAGGUUAUUAAUCCAUUCGAAAAAGAAGAAAAAAGAAAAAUACGCAAGAGAUUCUGAUGAUGACUCUGUUGCUGAUUCCAGCUAAAAGUUUUCUUCGUCGGCGGUGGGGAUAAAUGUGAUAUUGACCCUGCAGAGUGAUAAAUGAAAAGGCACAAGACCAAGGCUGGCGGCUUCUAGGACCUUCAGAGGGAUGAUAUUUUGCACAUUUAUGUAAAUUUACACGCUUAUCAGUCGGAGGAGAAUAAAUUUCUGUGCCGACACUCUUAAUUAAGUUGCUAUAA